GCGCCGGCUGGCGAAAUUCAGCCGAGUACCGACAUCGACUUGUUCAUAUCAACAGAAAAAAUCAUGGUUCUGAAUACUGAUCUCCAGAGGAUAUCUGAUACUGACGUCCGACAGAGGAUAUCUGAUACUGACGUCCGACAGGAUAUACUGAUGGAUCAUGCGUUGAGGACGAUAUCCUAUAUCGCAGACAUUGGCGAUCUGGUGGUUUUGAUGGCUCGCCGCAUGUCGCAAUCCACAAACGACGAUGAAACCAUUGCUGAGAGGACGCCUCGUGUGAUAUGUCAUGUUUUUGAAUCCGAUGAAGCGUCUUUCAUUGCUCAGUCGAUUGGUCAAGCAUUCCAAGUUGCAUAUGUCGAAUUCCUCCGUGCUAAUGGCAUCGACGACCCAUCAUAUUUGCGCGAAAUUGAUUAUCAGGAUAUACUGAUGGAUCAUGCGUUGAGGACGAUAUCCUAUAUCGCAGACAUUGGCGAUCUGGUGGUUUUGAUGGCUCGCCGCAUGUCGCAAUCCACGAACGACGAUGAAACCAUUGCUGAGAGGACACCUCGUGUGAUAUGUCAUGUUUUUGAAUCCGAUGAAGCGUCUUUCAUUGCUCAGUCGAUUGGUCAAGCAUUCCAAGUUGCAUAUGUCGAAUUCCUCCGUGCUAAUGGCAUCGACGACCCAUCAUAUUUGCGCGAAAUUGAUUAUCAGAUAAUUGCGAUUAAUGGUAUAUCGUUAGUAGGCCUUCCUCUUGCUUCUGCGCAGCAAAAUAUCAAGGCGGCAAAAACUUCUACUGCCGUCAGGUUAACGGUCGUGUCAACGCCACCGGUGGUUGAAGUGAGGAUCAAACGGCCGGACACGAAGUAUCAGCUCGGUUUUAGUGUGCAGAAUGGAGUUAAUAUGUGGAAUGGUACUUUGAACUAUGGUGAUGUAGCACUUACACUGAUAUUAACUUCUGUCCGUUUGGUUUAUGCAGUUUUAGCACUAGCAGCAGUAGUAAAACUAAAGAAAGAAGAAGAUUCAGAUAAGUAG
This is a messenger RNA of Gongylonema pulchrum, 1008 nucleotides long. The record is from the annotation of a GenBank genome assembly. NCBI's taxonomy places the organism in Eukaryota, Metazoa, Nematoda, Chromadorea, Rhabditida, Gongylonematidae.